Molecule: messenger RNA, 843 nt
Organism: Caenorhabditis bovis
Lineage: Eukaryota; Metazoa; Nematoda; Chromadorea; Rhabditida; Rhabditidae
Source: the annotation of a GenBank genome assembly
AUGUUUGAAUUGAGUGACGAGGCGAUUCAACGAUUCCUUCAUGAUAACAGAAAUUGUCGAAUUGCAUUCGUUACGAGUGGUGGGACUCAAGUACCGUUAGAGAAAAAUACUGUUAGGUUCAUUGAUAACUUCUCGAUGGGAACGAGAGGAGCUGCGAGUGCUGAGUAUUUUCUGCGAAACGGCUAUGCGGUAAUAUUCAUGCACCGCGAGGAAUCAUUGAAGCCAUUUUCUCGACACUUUGGAAAUAUUUUUAAUUCGCUUAAAGUUGUCAACAAUCAGGUUGUUUGCGAUCUUCCAAAUUUGGCAAAAAAUGUCGAAGAACGUGAUAAAUAUGAGAAGAAAAUUUUGUUCGCCAGUUUUAAAACGUUCGAGCAAUAUAUGCAGCUUCUGGAGCAUAUCUGCAAGCAUGUCAAUGUGCUCGGAGCGCGAGUUGUUGUCUAUUUGGCAGCAGCGGUUUCAGAUUUCGUUGUGACACAACUGCCGACACAUAAAAUGGCUAGUGAUUCGCAGUUGAAUCUCGCAUUGAGCGUUGCUCCAAAAGUUAUCGAACGAGUUGUCAAUUCAUAUGUGCCAAAUGCAUUUAUAGUAUCAUUUAAGCUAGAAACAGAUUCGAAAAAAUUAAUUCCAAAAGCAAAAGCGGCACUAGCCAAGUAUGGACAUCAAUUAGUAAUAGCUAACAUAUUAGAGUCCCGAAAGUAUCGUGUCAUAUUCGUCCGACCACAAAAUGAGGAUGGAGAAGAAAUAACAGUUAGCGAAGAAGAAUUAAAAGCGGGCUGCGAAAUCGAAGAGAAGAUCAUAAAUAGAGUAAAAACACUUCACGAUUACUUUAUUUCUAAUCAAUAA